This is a messenger RNA of Cutaneotrichosporon oleaginosum, 1067 nucleotides long. RefSeq lists its product as uncharacterized. Lineage: Eukaryota; Fungi; Basidiomycota; Tremellomycetes; Trichosporonales; Trichosporonaceae. The record is from RefSeq and is a predicted model, not a curated record. Gene Ontology annotation, cellular component: cytoplasm; protein kinase CK2 complex; UTP-C complex. Gene Ontology annotation, molecular function: protein kinase regulator activity. Gene Ontology annotation, biological process: regulation of transcription by RNA polymerase III.
GCGCGCCUGUCCUCGAACGGGCUUGAUAGAUCACGCGAAGGGCUGACCCGCAGAUUCCCCUUCAGAUGGCUCGUCCGAGGAGACCGACUCUCUGGCGUGGAUUACAUGGUUCACCACUCACAUCCCCGGCCACGACUAUUUCUGCGAGGUGCACGAGGACUUCAUCGAGGAUGAUUUCAACCUAACUGGUCUACAGUCCUUAGUUCCGUUCUGGAAGGAAGCACUGGAAAUGAUUCUUGACGUGGAGCCAGAGGAGGACUCGGCCAAAAUUCCAGACGUGUCCAUCGUCGAGUCGUCAGCCGAGUUGCUGUACGGACUGGUGCACCAGCGCUUCAUCCUUACCAAGCCAGGAUUGUCAAUGAUGUUGGAGAAGUAUGAGCAGGGUGACUUCGGCCUUUGCCCACGCGUGUACUGCCACUCCACACAUGUGCUGCCCUGCGGCAGGUCUGACAUGCCUGGCAUCGAUACGGUCAAGCUGUAUUGUCCAAACUGCGGCGACAUCUACAGCCCGCCGAGCAGCAAGUAUUCACAGGUUGACGGCGCCUUCUUUGGGACGUCCUUCGCGCCGCUCUUCUUCCAGACGUAUCCCGAGCUGCUGUCUGCGCCAUUCGCCCCAGUCGAGCAGCCACCGACGUCGUCGUCGACACCCAGCAACCGUUCAUCUCCGUCCAGAAUUGCCGAGUCGAUUGUUAACCCGAACGCCUAUGGCGGGCAGCGGGCCGCGCUGAACAAGGUCUACGCGCCGCGCAUAUUUGGCUUCAAGGUGUCGGAGCGCGCGCGCAGCGGACCGCGCAUGCGCUGGCUGCGCGAGCGGCCGGAGCGAUAUGACGAGCUCGAGGACGUCGACUGGAAGGGACGGUGGAAAAAGGGCAAGGGCGUGGUCGCCGACGACGAUGAAGGGGUCAAGGCUGAGGGCCGCAAUGGGCGUCUGUUUGACGAGGACGAUGAUGACGAUGAGGAAGAGGAGGAGGAGGAAGAGGAGAAUGCCGGCGCAGCGGCCCCGGUGGCUGGGCGAGUGCGUUAGUGUAUUGUAGCGGCAUGUCCCGUCUGACAUAGAUGCGUUGCUA